This is a messenger RNA of Prorocentrum cordatum, 4734 nucleotides long. Lineage: Eukaryota; Dinophyceae; Prorocentrales; Prorocentraceae. The record is from the annotation of a GenBank genome assembly.
AUGCAAGACAUCGUCGCAUCUUUUUCAGACAUUCUGCGAUACGGGGCUCAGGCUGUGGGAGCUUCCGUGGUGGCACGCGCUGCCGCGCCGAGUUGCGGGGCCUGCGCGCCGCAGCUCACCUGCCCCGCCAUCCCCGCCUGUGUCUGCGCGGGCGCUGGCGGCCAGGUGCCCGAGCCCUCGUGCGGGGGGCUCAUCGCGGCCUACGCGGCGGCCGCGCUGACCGUCGGCCUGGCCGUCGGUGCCGCAGGAGGCGCGCUGCUUGCUCGCAGGGCGGAGAGCAGCCCCGCCGCCGAGGCGCCUGCUGCCAGCUUCGAGGAAACGGCCCGCGCCCAGGCGAGGGCCAUGGCUCACCAGUUGCAUUGGGCGCUCGUCAGAUAUCGAGUGCCUGGCGCGCACGUGUGGCAUGAGCGGCUCAUUGUGUGGCGCGGGCCUGGGACGACAGUAUACGUCAUCACGCCUGACGGUGAUCGAUAUGAAGAGAGUGGCACUCCAGAUGCCGACAUCGCGGGCAUCAUCAUGAUAGCAGGGCAGGGCGAGAGGCCAGCUGGGCUUCGCGUGUACGGCUUCAGAGCGCUGCCGUCCGACGCCGACGUGUGGGCUGGCAUCAUGGAGGCGGCCGCGCUUUUCGGAGGCGGCCGCCCCGCGUCGCCCGCCAACAUGCCCUUGGCCGCUGGCAACGUGGGCGGCCUCGCGGUGGGCAAUCACGACGUGGUUGCUGACCCUGCGCCGCAGCCCGCGGCGGUGCCUGGCGCACCUGGCGGGCCUGCCGCGGGGGCCCCUGCAGGGGCGCCGGCGGCCGCUGGAGGCGCAGGCGCUGCGGCAGCAGCGCCGGGAGGGGGCGUCGCGAUGCCUGGCCUGGUGGCUGCCCUGGCGGGCGCGGGCGCCGCGCCCGCCGCCGCGCCUGGGGCCCCUGCACUGCCGGCCCCGCCCGCCGCCGCGGCCGCGGCCGCGCCGCCGGCCGCUGCGGCGCCGGGCGCGGUGCCCGCCGCGGCUGCGGCUGGGGGCGCGCUCGCGGUGCCAGCGGCGGCCCCGCCUGCGGCGGCUGCUGCCCCAGCCGACCUGCGCGUCAACGCCGUGAGCAUCGACGUCCGCGGCGACCGCUGGAGGGACUUCCGUGAGGGAACGAUGCUCCACUCAUCGACGAACUGGAGGGAUUGGCCUGUGCGUGGUCCGAGGACUGCCGCCUGGGUGUGUGCCCACAUCCAGCGACAGGCGGGGACCCCGACAGCUUGGCACACCAAGUGGAUGUCGGAGUGGCGUAUGUCGGAGGACGACCCGAUCACGCGCGAGCACGCCCUCCUUUGCCGCAUCCUGGAGCUGGCGGUGUGCUAUGACCAGGUCAACGUGGGUGAGCUCUCGCAUCUGGAGAUGACUGCACGUCGCCUCCAACUCCUGGAAGAGAAGGUGGUUGAGCAGACGUUCAAGCCGAAGGGUAACGACAAGAAGGACAAGGACAAGAGCAACGUGCUGGACGAUCGCGUCGAGAACAACCUGUUCCUCGGCGCGCAGGAGAGCCGCGGCAACGUUUGCGUGUGCCCUCUCCUCAGCACGUGGAUUGCAGACGAGUUGAAAGCCGAGGCUGCGGUGGCUAAAGAACGCAGGAAGGCCCGCGAGGAGCGGGCUGGCAGGCCCCUCAUCAGAGGCUGCUGGGACUUCCCGGGCCAGGAGCUGCACAGCUUCGCGAUGGCGGUCUCGUCCGACGAGCGCCAGCGCAAUAUCUUUCCCCUACCUCGGCUCGCUGUCGACGCCCGUCGGGAGUUUUGUGUUUCUCGUCGUGCCCGUCAACGUUGUGAUCGUGGUGCUGCCUGGCGAGUCUGGGCCAACGAGUGCAUAGAUAGCCUCAACGACCUCAACGGCCAGCGCAGUUGUGGACGCGAGGUUUCGGCGCCCGAUGGUGCAGCUAACUUACCGCAGAGGCUGGCGCUGGAGCACAUUGCCGAUUCAUUUCAAUCGUUUUCGUGGCCUGCUGACAUGCCUGUCGACAAGGCCACCUCGGAUGCCGCCCUCGAAGAGCUGCUCCGACAUACACCUGGUUAUUGCGAAGACGAUACCGUGGUGCGACCCUACGCCAAGGACUCUGUGUCCUGGCCCGCCGCAGGUACGACCCCCACUCCUUUGGGCGAUAUCUGCAGCGAGGCCGCUUUGCAUCGGCUAGAGUCAUGGAGGACGAGUAUGCUUGUCUCCGAGUCCGAGGCAGACGCCAGGCGCAAGGAGUCUGGACUGGUCAAGCCUUACGUCGACCCUCUCCUUUUGAGCUGCCCCGACCGCUACGCCGACUUUCUUCGUCGACUGGAUGCGGCUGGGAUGCUGCGCUUUCGUCCUCGACGGCAACGGGAGCAGCCUUCAGUGGGCGUGUUCUUCGUCAUCAAAAAGGACGGGAGCCUGAGAAUGGUGUUCGACACUCGCAUUGCUAACCUUUCAUUCGUGGAGCCUGCUGGGACCAAGUUACCUACUUCAGCGUCCUGGGCAGGCAUGGAGAUCAGCCCCGAGGUCAGCGGCUAUAUGGCGGCAGCGGACAUCCAGUGCGCCUUUUACCACAUGCAGCUGCCUUCGGAGCUGGCCCGCGCUUUCACCCUUCCGUGCGUCACGAAUCGGGUUCUGCGUUUGGACGGCAUGGGGCUGGACAUCGACGUGGUGCCUGAGAUUUUGGUGAUGCCCAUGGGCUGGAACUGGGCCUUGCAUUUCUGCCAGGAUGCUCUGACCAACAUCAUCGUUCGAGACGCGGCCGUGGAGGGCCAUCGCUUCAUCGUCGACGGGGCCCCGCCGACCGUGCUGCAGCGCACUGACGACUGGGCCGUGGCUGCCUAUGUCGACAACUUCUGCGUGGUCGCGGGCUCGCGUGAGCUAGCUGACCGCGUGCUGCAGCGCAUCUCAGAGGCUGUGUCUCGUCAUCACUUGCCCGUGCACGAGGUCCAGGGUGCUCGUACAUCCAUGAUCUUCACAGGCCUGGAGUUCGACGGCAUCAAGGGGACCAUGAGGCCGACUAAGAUCUGGGACGGGGUCCUCAGGGAGCUUCAGUGGGUCCAAUCUACAUUGCCUCUGUGGGCCACGUCUUGGCGGUUGCCGUGGGCGCCCGAUGUCACCGCGUCUGACUCGUCGGGGCAUGGCAUUGGGGUCUGUCGGCGCACGCUGCCCGUCCCCGUCGUCGCCGAGAUCGGUCGUCUCGCCGAGAAGGUUCACCCGAGGUCCCCAGUUCUGCUGUCCAGCGCCCUUCUGGUCACGUUCUUGGAGACGCUCACGAGGCUUCAUCAAAACGCCCUGGACGUCGGGGCGGGGCUCCCUGGCUUCACGGAGGUCCCCGUGGAGAUCCUGAGGGAGACCGACUGGAAGGUGGUUCACUCGAGCAGGGUCCACGCGAAGGGGAAGAACAUUUUGGAGUCUGAGGGGGACGCUCUGGAGUUCGCCCUCCGCCACCUCCUGCGUUCGGGGCCCUUGCAGGGGCACCGCCUCCUCCUCCUCUUCGUUGACAAUUUGGCUCUGGCUCUCAGUGCCGGCAAGGGCCGCGGUCGGACGGCAAAUUUGACCAGGCCUCUUCGCCGCAUCACCUCUCUGCUGCUCGCCACGGGCUGCAGGGCGUACGUGCGCUGGGUGCCGUCGGAGUUCAACCCGUCAGAUGCCCCGUCGAGGCGCCCUCCCCGCGCCAUGACGCUGGCGCGCCAGAGGCUCGCCCCGCAGGCGUCCCUGACGGAGCUGAAGUGCGGCCGCCUGAGCUUCCUGGAGGCGGCGGCGCUCACCGACGCCACCGCCAAGAGCUACUCGGCGCACGCCCAGAGGCUGGUCACCUGGUGCCUGUGGAUGGGCCUGUCCUGGACUACGUCGUCGGAGCUCGACGUGAUCUUGACGGCCUUCCUGGCGCACCUGGCCUUAGACGGCUUCGACACGGCGACGGGGCGGAUAACGCUGUCGGCGUUGCGACACCUGCUGCCAGCGUUGGGCCCCCCCCGCGCCGCGCUGCCGAGGGCGUGCAGGGCGCUGGACGGCUGGAAGAAGCUGAAGCCGCCCUGCAUGCGGCUGCCGAUCCCUCGGCCUGCCGUGAUGGCGAUCGUGGGCGCGAUGAUCUCGCUCGGCCAGCUGCCCUUCGCGAUGUUCGUGCUUCUCUCCUUCGCGGCGUACCUCCGCCCCUCGGAGGCCUUUCGCCUUCGAGGCGAUUCGUUGGUGGCGCCGAACCCGCUGGCAGGCAAGGGCUACGGCGAGUGGGGGUUGGUGCUCAACCCGAGCGAGGACGGGCGGCCUGGGAAGACAGGGAUCACCGACGAGAGCGUGGCCCUGGAUCAGACGGACUGGUGGCCGCUCUGGGCGGCCCUCAAGCUCGCCCGUCCUGGCGGCACGGCGCUGUGGGACUUCGACGUCGCGGAGGUCCGCGACGCCUUCAACCAGGCGGCCGAGCUGCUGGGGCUGGAGGCGCAGCCCUCUCUGUACGUGCUGCGCCACAGCGCGGCCAGCGACGACUUGCUGGCCGCGCGGCGUUCCCUUCCCGAGGUGAAGGACCGCGGGAGGUGGAUCACAGACUCCUCACUGCGCCGCUACGCGAAGAGGACCAAGCUCCAGCAGCAGAUCAACAACCUGCCCGACAACGUGAUGGAGUUCGGCCAGCGCGUGGACGCGCACCUCGUCAUGCUGAUCGAGGCGGCAGCGCUGGGGUCGCCUUUCCCGUGGCCGGUGCCCGCGAGGCGGGCCGUCUCGUCUCGUGGCCAGGUGAAACCAUCACUGACGAGCAGGUGGACGGCUAUCUGA